AAUAUCUCUCACAUAGCCGUGCACAUAAUAUGGACAAUUACAGUAAAGAUAUCAAUGAUCUUUUAAUCAACAUUUUAUCUUAUUAAAUAUUAAAGCAUGAAGUAAAAUGGCAAGAAUACCCAAUACAAUUAUAUAAUCUUUAACAGAUAUUAGGAUCUACCUGAAUAUCCUAUAAAAUAGCUUUGUAGAUAUUAUACAAUAUAUUACUUCUCAAUGACCUUUACAAUAAAGGGUAUAAGCUUUAGUAAAAUAUUAUCUAUCUUAUCUUUUUCUACAUUUAAUACAUUAAUAGACUACAAAAUUGUACAUCAAUUGCAUGUGCAUAUUAUGGUCAUUGCUCUGUCAUUCCUUUUGAGCUUUGAAUGUUGUAUUGUUGUAUACUAUUUCACUUCAUAUUGAGACUUAUUGUGCACUUAUAUAAUUAUCCAAUAUGAAUAGAGAACAUUUAGAUGAGCAUAAUUACUUUUUGAAUCUUCCGGAACAAAAUAUUGAGGAUGUAGAUGAAGAAGUCAACGGUAAGUACUUUUUAAUAUAUAAUUAUUAAUUAAUAUAUAUAAAAAUAAUAAUAUAAAAAUAAAAUAGAAAUUAUUACAUUCAGUUCAUUUGUAUGGCAUAUAUAAGGUAUUACAUUGGAAUUAUCUAUCAAUUACAUAUUAAUUUUCACUAUAUUUCUACAGUUCAAGAACAAGCAAUGACAUACAAAAUAAUUCCUGGUGUUAGACUUAAGUCUCAAAUAUUUUUGGACAAUUUAAAUCACCGAUACUACAAAAGUAAAAGUCGAAUUAAUAAAAUGUGAGUAAAAAAAAAAUUAUUUUGAGAUUUGGUUUAUAAUUUAUAACUAUUUAGAUAUUUAGUAUGCGAAAACCAAAAAAAUCGCAGAGAGUUUUGUUCUGCCACUGCCUAUAUAAGCACAAACAUGAACGAUAAUGUUAUAACAGUACUAGGACAACACAACCAUGAUCCUCGGUUAGUAGAUGUUCCUAUGGUUCAUUUGAGAAGAGCUAUUGGUACAGCAGGUACAAAACCUGGAACUAUGUCCAGCUCUGUUAGAGAAAUUUAUAACAGAGAAAUAGUCGAGUAUGUUAAAGAAGUUCAAUAAUACAUAGUUUUAAGUUUAACUAAUGGCCAUGGUGUUGCUGUAGAGUAUUGUCAUAACUUAUAAGAACAAUAAAAAAAAAAGUAAUUAUAAAAAUAAUACAAUUAUUUACUGCCUUAGAAAUCCAGAAGGUGCAGUAAAUUAUACAUUUUUGCAAUCCCAAUUGUGUGUAAAAAAAAUGCGUCGGCGCCGUCAUCCAAAGAACCCUUCUACAAUCGAAGAACUGAUAGAUAUCUUGAGCCAGCAACAAAAUUCAGCAUAUGGAUCAACAAUGCAGAAUCCAUCCUCAAAUUUUUUUCAACAACAAUUACCAUUAAUGGCAGAAGGCGAAAGGGUUGGCAUAGUUUUUGCAAAUUUAGAUGCUAUUCAAAAGUAUAGGGAAGAGCUCUUUACAGUAACCGUUGCAGGUAUUGAUGGGACUUUUAAAACGGUUCCCAGAUGUCCACCUCAGUUCACCAAAGGUUGUCUUUUGACAUUUCAAGUGGUUUUAAAAAAUGUAUCUUUUCCAAUGGUUUAUGCGCUAACUUCAAAAAUGACCCAGGCUGCAUAUGAAUCGUUUUUGAUAAUUACUCGCCAGAUUUUGCCAUUAAACUAUGCGGAGCUAGUAAUUAUUUCAGAUUUUGAAANUUAUAAUUCAAAUAAAAAUUAA
Messenger RNA from Myzus persicae (green peach aphid), 1745 nucleotides. RefSeq lists its product as uncharacterized. Bases 1275 to 1745 code for a protein of 156 amino acids. The transcript has 3 exons. Lineage: Eukaryota; Metazoa; Arthropoda; Insecta; Hemiptera; Aphididae. The record is from RefSeq and is a predicted model, not a curated record.